AUGCGCGGUUAAGAUCGAUAAUAUAUCAAAAUGGCCGACCUCAACAAAGAAUUGAAUGAAUAUCUUCUCGGUAACAAAAAUGAGAAACAAUUUAAAAUAUCUGUACCCUCCGUAACGUUACCAAAGCCGAACAUUGGAAAAUGGUUUGGAAGAAAUGCAGAUGAAACGAAGGAAGAAACAGGAUGGAUUCAAGGAACACAAAGGGAAUGUUGUCCUAGUAUGACGAGAAUGCAAAGGCUGAUGACUUUUGCCUUUUGCCUUUUUAUGGGAUUAUUGUGCUUUAGUUUAUCGGGCAUGUAUAUUCCUUUUCUUCUUACUAAAGCAAGAAAAUUUGCUUUAUUAUAUAGUGUAGGAAGUUCAUUCUUUUUAUUAAGUUUCUGCUUUUUGUGGGGUCCAAUAAAUUAUAUAAAAUCUCUUUUCACAGCUGAAAGAAGUUGUUUUACUAUAUCUUAUUUUGCAACAUUAAUAGGCACAUUGUAUUUCGCCCUCUAUUUACAAUCGACACCAUUGACAAUACUUUGUGCUGGUUUACAGUUAGUUGGUAUGUUAACAUUCGGUUUAUUACGUCUUCCAGGUGGACUUACAGUCCUAACAUUUUUUACCAGAAAUUUGAAAUCAUCUGUAAAUUCUUCUUUACCUGUAUGAUAUUAUUAUAUUUUAGAUAUCAAGAACUACUUAUUUAUAAUAUAAAGAAAUUUUUCUCUACAA
Molecule: messenger RNA, 708 nt
Organism: Vespa velutina
Lineage: Eukaryota; Metazoa; Arthropoda; Insecta; Hymenoptera; Vespidae
Product: vesicle transport protein SFT2C
Exons: 3
Coding region: 31-645 (204 amino acids)
Biological process (GO): vesicle-mediated transport
Cellular component (GO): membrane
Source: RefSeq, a predicted model, not a curated record